Messenger RNA from Striga asiatica, 891 nucleotides. The record is from the annotation of a GenBank genome assembly. Lineage: Eukaryota; Viridiplantae; Streptophyta; Magnoliopsida; Lamiales; Orobanchaceae.
AUGUGUGAGAUGCUCUUCACGAAGCACAACAAGAAAAUGCAUAAAAUGGAAACCUUAGGUGAUGGGAACUCAAUCAAUGUGUGGGAGUCCUCUUGGAUCCCUAAUGUCCCAAAUUUCAAACCUAGGUGUCAGUUUGAGGAUGAUAGAAGGAGAAUCACUUGGGUGAGGGAUUUGUUGUUGCAAGAAAGAUAUACUAGUCUGGAAUGCUCACAAGCUCACAAGAAAGGAACUUUAACUAUAAAAUCCUUUGCUCCAAUCCCAGACAGUAGUUUGCAGGUGACCAAGGUUUUAGCUAAGAAAGAUGGAUCUCUGAUCAAAGAAUGGUGCCAAACCGCCAGAUGGCUGCUGGAUGAGGCAAGAAAAGAAGGCUGGAAGGAGAUAGUGUGCUGGAUUAGAAACAAGACUUUAGCAGAUUCUUUGAACCAGAGAUUGAUGUUUGAUUUAGAGCUGAAUGGGCGUUGUUUGUUUACCCUUGGUGCUCGUUUUACCAGUUUAAUAGAUGAUCGUAUUUCACUAGAUGACGGACCAUCUGGUGCGACUUGUAGAGCUAUUUCAUACUUGGACAAUGCCUCUUCAUACUCCCCAGCGUUAAACAAUGAAUUCCCCUCAAGUUUUGCAUCAUUGGCUUUGGCUAACCCUUUCUACUUCAAGCGAAGGAAUUGCAGAGCUUGGCUCAAAGAAAUAAAAGAAAAAUGGAACCCUGAUGAAAAAUCAAUCAGAAAUAACACCAAUUAUAUUUUAAAUCAAUGCCAGGGCUGCUUGCCUAACUGUUACCCAGUCAUAAAAGUCAUACUAAAACAGCAAAACAGACCAUCCAGAGACAGUACAUUGGUAACAUAUAUUUCUAAUACGAUCCCACAUGGUUCACUUGAAUCAAUCGAAACAAAUUAA